This is a messenger RNA of Tigriopus californicus, 1581 nucleotides long. RefSeq lists its product as uncharacterized. Bases 369 to 932 code for a protein of 187 amino acids. The transcript is spliced from 5 exons. The record is from RefSeq and is a predicted model, not a curated record. NCBI's taxonomy places the organism in Eukaryota, Metazoa, Arthropoda, Copepoda, Harpacticoida, Harpacticidae.
ACGAAGAAGGAGAAGAACGACAACAACGGCAACAACACUACUAGCUAUGCCGUCUGAUACGAAUCGUAGUAGAAGCCUAGAAGGUAGUCGUGGAAGGAGCGGGCCCGUCAGUGGACGUCGUGCAUGCAUGCAGAAACCCCACCGACGAGGUCCACCGAGCAGAGAAACACCGAGAAAGACAGCUGAAUGAAAACAAGAAUACAGUACAAUCAAAUGGAGAAAAUAGUCAUAAUUCAUUAACGGAUUUAACCAGACGAGACGUUAACAACAUAACGUUGGGGAUCAGUAUUGUGGAAACCAACCAUUGGCGGACGAGAGGCUGAAGAUGUGGAACUUACCAGUCAUUUUGGUACCAUUCUACCAGUGCCAUGUUUAGAGCUGUUUUAUUUGCAUCCUGGCGCGCCAGUUGGACCCUUCUUCUUUGGUUGUUCAUUUUCAUCCUCAUCGUGCUCCUCUUGAAGUGCAUCAAGUCCUUUCUUCUCUCCUUAUCUGACAUCUUCAACCCCAACGCCCUUACCGAAGCUUGUGAACCGCGGGUAGGAGCGCAUCCGUCGAGGGUGGUUCACCAACCGGGUCUGCCAACCCAAACGAAUCGCCGAGUGGGAACCAUUCCCCGACCAACUCAACGAGAGGCCUAUGACGACCUGUAUUCGCGACCUCCACGAGCGACCUAUUCCGUGGCGUCCGAAACGAACCGACCCAAUUCAAGACACCUGCCCUAUUCCAUAUCCAACAACUUGAACAUUCCUGAUAAUCCUCCUCGAUACGACCAAAUUACCUCCGAUCAAAGAAAUAUCGCGGGACCAAUACCUAAGUCUCCUGAGACUGGUGAAGUUGAGGCCCCACCUACCUACGAGAGUCUAUUUCCGGGAGAGGACCGCUCAGCGGCGAGUGAUUUAGAUCCAACAAAACGAACACAAGCUCCCACAUAAGAUGCCGAGAUCUCCGAUCGUCAUUUAUUUGGCGUGGAUCGUCGUGUUCUUCGGGGUGCUGCUGUUUCUCCGAUUUCUCAGAGUUUGGCUUCUGAAGGCGUGGCUGGAAGAAGUCGGUCAGAACUAUGCCCAAUCGGAAGUCGAGCGGGCCCGAGUGGAGACGGUCCAAGAAAUUUGUUCCAACAUGGAACAGAAUCGGAGAGCCGCACGUCUAAGGCAAGGGCUGCCAUCAACUAACGCUAAUGCAGCCGCUGACUAUCCACCUCCGAAGUAUGAGGACGUUGUGGGAUCUGGCCCUGUCUCCGCUCAAUCACCUUCCGCAUUAACAUUGCCUUCAGAAUCUCGAAGUGGAAACGCAUCGGAUUCGACCGACGUCAAGAUUGACAUCGAGCCUGAAAUUGAAAUUUGUGAAGAGGACAAACCUCCAGAUUACGAAUCUUUAUUCUUCGAGGACGCCCUUGCCAGAUCCAAAUUGGAUCGUUCUGAAUAGCCCUAAAAUAUCAGAUCACAUGAACGACAAAUACGAGUGCACCAAGUAUACAAGUAUAUCAUACCUGCAGAUACUUAAUCUAAGUACCUUUACUUGUGGGAAGAGAAAAAAAUGUCACAUCAAUCAUUAGUUUUCACAUAAAGAAAAUGCCUUGCCCAA